AUGGUUGAUGAUGAUGAAACAAAGCAUUCUAGUUUAGAACUCAUCGGUGUAUGGGGACAUGAUAUCGCUUGUGUUCUAGCGAAUGCGGUAGAGAAGAUGAGGCCAAGAGGAGAAUCUACAAAUCCUCUUGAGACAAUUAAGCAGAAUGGAUUCAAGGGUUUGAGUGAUGGUGGUGACAUCGAAAUCGUUGGCAACAAAUUUCUCUCAAGAACAUUUGAGAUUGUGAAUAUGGUAGGGACAGGGGAAAGAAGAAUAGGAUUAUGGAGUUGUGAUCAUUUCUACGGAAGAAGAGGCAUUAUGGUUUCUUCUACCAAUGAACUUGAGACCAUAAUCUGGCCUGGUGGGUCUGGUAGAAUCCCAAGACACCGUUUUUUGGAAGAGAACGGUGAAAAGAAGAAGUUGCUUAGGGUCUUGGUAACCGCAGGAAACAGGUUCCCACAUCUGGUGGCGGUGCGUCCUGAUCCUGAAACGGGUCUUAAUACGUUCUCUGGAUUCUGCAUAGAGGUUUUCAAGACUUGUAUUGCUCCUUUAAACUAUGAGCUGGAGUUCAUACCUUAUGAUGGAAAUAACUAUGACAAUCUUGCUUAUGAGCUAUCUACUCAGAGAGACAAAUAUGAUGCAGCUGUUGGUGACAUCACCAUAUUUUCGAACAGAUCUUUAUACGUUGAUUUUACCUUGCCUUACACUGACAUGGGUAUUGGAGCCUUGGUACUAAAGAAAAAGAGAGAGAGCAUGUGGACUUUCUUUGACCCUCUUGAAAAAUCCUUGUGGCUAGCAAGUGGAGUUUUCUUCAUCUUGACCGGCAUUGUUGUUUGGUUGCUUGAACGGGCGGUUAAUCCUGAAUUCCAGGGCUCAUGGGGACAACAACUUGGUAUGAUGCUUUGGUUUGGGUUCUCUACCCUUGUGUUUGCUCACACGGAGAAGCUGCAAAAAAUGUCAUCAAGAUUCCUAGUCAUAGUAUGGGUUUUUGUGGUGUUGAUAUUGACUGCAAGUUAUAGCGCAAAUUUAACUACAACAAAGACCGUUUCUCGCAUACAAUUAAAUGAGUUGGCUAUCACCAACCCUGCGGAAUUUAGAGCUGUUAGAACCAGAUUUUUGAAUACCUAUGAGGAUUAUGUUCAAGCUUUACGGAAUGGAACUAUCAAUUAUGUUGUCGAUGAAAUACCAUAUCUCAAAGUCUUUCUCGAAAAUUAUCCGGGUCUCUUCGACCUGAUAGAUAGAAAAAGUGUGACCAAUGGCUUUGGGUUUAUGUUUCAGAGAGGCUCAGGUUUGGCUCAUAACGUGUCAAGAGAAAUCGCAAAGCUAAGGUCAUCAGGAAUGUUGGGAGACAUGGAGAAAAGAUGGUUCCGAAAGCAGGAUUGUUUUACUACAAAUCUAAACGUUGAAUCAUCUAAAAAUGACAAUGCAUAUGAGCAUCUCACCAUCCGAGAGUUGGGAGGUUUGUUCAUCAUUGCAGGGGUUGCUCAUGCUAUUGUACUAAUCGUGCACUUGUUUCAGACGUGGCGAGAAAUAUUGUGUGUAUUGAGGGAAUCUCGACUCUUCACCAAACUUCAAAAAAUUUCAAGCUUCUAUAUAAAUAAGUUUAAGGAUCCAUCAAUCAUAAGCAGGAGUAUAGCCUAA
Messenger RNA from Arabis nemorensis, 1620 nucleotides. Lineage: Eukaryota; Viridiplantae; Streptophyta; Magnoliopsida; Brassicales; Brassicaceae. The record is from the annotation of a GenBank genome assembly.